Molecule: messenger RNA, 408 nt
Organism: Malassezia pachydermatis
Lineage: Eukaryota; Fungi; Basidiomycota; Malasseziomycetes; Malasseziales; Malasseziaceae
Exons: 2
Coding region: 1-408 (135 amino acids)
Source: RefSeq, a predicted model, not a curated record
AUGGACCAUGCUGCGCUCGUGCCGAUCGCAGAUUUGCGGUACCCAGAGGACCUAGAUCGCAAGAUUCGUGUGGCAGGAUUUUGUAUAUCUUAUGAUGAGAAUACAGCCGAAGUUGUGCUCGAAAGCGAGAGACAACGACUUUUGGUCGAUGUCUCGCUCUGUAUCGAAGACCGAGCUGUGGCACUACCUCUUCGAUCCAAAUUGCUUUGUAUUGGUACUCUGGAAAGACGUGUCCUAUCUGAUACCCCAGCUUCAGGGCCUUCGUCUCUGCAAGAUCAUGUAACCAAGGAUGGCACACGUGUGCCAACGCCAAUGAUUCUCCACGCCAUUUUCUUCAAACAGGUAGACGACUUGGACUUGCGUGCAUGGAUCCAAGCAGCUCGUACCAUACGCUCCGCUUUCAAAUAG